UGUGGCGAGAGCUUGCACGUCUGCCGAGGAUACCUGCCCAGCAUAAACACACCUGUCCUCUGAUGGGCUUAAAAUGAGUUUCGCGUGAACCUGAGAGAGCCUGCUCACAGCCAACCUCGUCACCCAGGCUGUUGUGUCCAGGGACAUGAAACUCAAUCCACAGCAAGCUCCUUUGUAUCAGGGUCGAUGUGUUGUCACAGUGCAGCUUUCCGACGAAGAGCUGGCUGCAGAUGAUCGGGGAGUGGACUACUUCCUGCUGUUUGCCGGCAGCACACAGAGACAUCUAACCAGCACCCUGAGGAGCAGCCAUGACACCUUACAGGCGUUGUGUCCCGCUCACAACUGCUGCGAGGUGGUGUUGGUCACCUUGUGUUCAGCCACCCAGACUCCCUCCAGGGACCCUGAGGACCCAGCGCCCUGCCCGGGGUGCGUGGCUCCAUUGGCCGAGCAUCGAUUCAGCUUUGUCCAGGAUUUGGCUUUUGACAUGGCCCAGUUCUUGGUGAGCACAGCAGGCCGGGCCGACGGCCUCGACGGGGCCCUGCUCCUGGAUGAGUGUCAGAUUCCAGUGCAGGAGUGUGAGCGCCUGGAUGAGAACCUGGCGCUGGCCCUCCGCCACCUCGUGUUGCCGCCGGGAUGGAGCUUAAUGGGCAGCAAACAGGCCAACAGCACCGGCCCGAGCCCUCAGGAGACUCUGCUGCAUUUCUCGGCACGGCGUGGCCUUUCUCGGGUGACCCGCUUUCUGCUGCGGCAACCCGGAGCCAGGGAAGCCAUUCGGUUGACCAACAAAGAAGGUCACACCCCGGCUGCCGUGGCGACACAACGAGGACACGAGCAUCUCCGUGAGCUCCUCACAAACAGGGCCGAGACGGAGGCGGACGAGGCGUCUGAAACUCUCCAGCUGGUGUCCGCGGAUGCUCGGGUGUGCUGCAACUCCCCCACGCUGAACACACACACUCUGACGGUUAGCAUUCGCCCUGGCCGCAGCGCUCCGACCCUUCAGGAGAGCGUGGAGUAUCUUCUGCACUUUUUAGGCCACCUCCAUGCCAAGGGAGUUUCUGUCUUGGAGCUGCAGUUGGACUCACUCCACACUGCUGCUGAGUGUUGUGACGGUGUGAAAACAGACUUAACCUGUCAGGAGCGACUCCAGGAGCUGCACUCAACGUCAGAGUGCUGGAUUUCAAAAACUGGAGGGAGCGAGGGAGAAGGCAUCAAAGAGGAGAGCGGCAACUCCGUCGUAGGUGAACUAGGCGAGACUCGUAACUCGGAGAAAGACGAAAGUUUGCCUCCGGCGUCAGAAAUCCCUCCCCAGCAGCACGGCCUGGAACCCCAGGGGGACGGGGUGUGUCUUAGUUCAAACUCUGAGGGAAAAGGCUGCCAAGGGGAGCGAGAAGGGAAGGCUGACUCCUGUCCUGGGUUGAAUUUGUGUGACAGGAGUGAAGGGGCACAGGGUGAGGCUGAAGGGGAAAGCGUCACUGUGGGAAAUGUCCCAGCAGAAGGCUGCGGUAAACAGGCAGAGGAAGCUGUGAUCCGGGAAGAACAGGAGGCCGGGGAGGGAGAGGAGCAGGAAGCGGGAGACGGCGCAGCCACGAGUGGAGAGGAGGAGGGCGGAUCAGAGCGCGCGGUUCUGACGACAGCCAGCGGAGACUCUCCAGUCAUGGGCCAGUCUCCGUUGUCGGGGAGUUCUGAACUUUUAAACCCCACUGAAUCAGAAGCAAAGCUGAGAUCUCAGGAAGGAGAGAACAUUGAGGAAGAACAAACGGAACUUCCCCAAGAUCCCUUUGAUGGGUUCAAUCCAGAUAAGGAGGAAGAAAAUGAGGCAGGGAGGGAAGAGUUGACGGACCCUGUUUCAACUCCAGGAGACCUCCCCAACCCGUUGGCGAUAGCCUGCGGUGACGUAAUCGAGCAGCGUGAAUCUGCCGUUCCUCUACUGCUGAUAGAAGGCCUCCGUGAGGGGGAACCUCCGCCAGACAUAAACAGCCAAGAACAAAACCAGGAAACAGCUGGUCAGGAUUACGCAGCCGAGCAGGAACAGGGCUCCGGUCCAGAAGCUGCCCGUCAUUCUGGGGCUGACACUGGAGCUGAGAGCGACAGCCACAGCGAAGACACCACUAAACUCCAAGAUUUCACUCCAGACGAACCCAAGAGUUUUGAUUUUUGGGGUUUGAACAGUGCCGAGGAAGGAACACGGACUGACCAGUCAUCACUAGGAAAUAUGCUCACUAAGAGGAAGGCUGACCAGGAUUCAGGCGUGGCACAUCGUGUCUCCAGUGACGACGAAGGAAGCUUUAGAUCUUUUGGAAGUUCUUCAACGGAAAUAUUUCACCCUACUCAGGAUAACAGCACCAUGCAGGAGGGAGAUCAAGCUAUGAACGUAGAUAUUUACUCAUCAGGAUGUACCGAGGACUCAAAUGAUCCAACACCCAGCGUAAACCAUGAACACUCACCAGGUGACGACAAUGAGCUCCUGUUGGACGCUGGUCCCGUCAGUUCCCUGAACCCUUCAGAGGGUAGUAGAGAUGAGUUGGAUCCUGAAUCAGGGCUGCUGGACGACUUAAAGACAAUGGAUUGCUUGAUUCCUGAAAGUUGUGAGGAACUGCUUAUAGAAUCUCCUGAACAGGAUUCAGUGUUGGAUCCAAUUCCUUUAGUCAGUGAGGAUGUCCCUACUUCAGAAGCUGGUGAAGGUGAUAUCAGGCAGUCCUCCAGCUCUGAUGGGAAUAUUGACAUCCAGUCUGAAUCAGAGGUCAAAGUUAACGGCCCCGUUGAAGACAAUCGACAGACGGACGCCGAUGAUAAACCAGAGGCAGCAGAGGAGAGCAGGAAUGUACAAACGCAGCCUGAACAGGAUGACUUAAAGGAGGCUGAGGACACGGGGUCGGCUGAGGGUCAGCUCCCCAUCUCAGCACAGGACGCCGUGCCUCCCUCAGACACUGUAGAUGGUGUCUCUUUGGAACUGGAAUCACCUGCUGCUGUCGCUGAGUCAUCUGUGGACACUCCCGUCGAGGAUCAGAUGGCUGCCAACCCAGACUCUGCUGAUUCACUGGAUGGAGCGACGGAGAGCUGCGCGACUGCAGACCCAGAGGUGGAAGUCGACAAACCCGAGGACGCUGUGAAAUGCACGGGGGAGGAAGAAAGCGGCCCAGCAGAGGGACCGGACUCCUCGACGAUCCACCGAGACAGAGAGGCGUCGUUCCACCAGACUUGCAACCCUCAGCACUCAGAAUCCUCGACGUCUUCGGCGUUCCCCAGUUUACCCCGCAGAACCAGCAGUUCCACCAGCUGUCCCUCGUCCGCUCACAGAGACUCUGGCAGCGACAUCGAAAGCCUCCUGAAUGCAGAGCCAGGAUAUGACAGUAUCUUCAGAAAGAACGACGAGCCAGUGACUGGAGGAGACAGCACCAGCGAGGUCUCCGUCUCUUGCUCCUCCACAGACGACACCGCCAGCGUCGGCCCGUCCAGCUCCAGUCCGGAGGGCAGCCAGGGCCUGAGCGGCAGCUGGAGCCCAGAGGAGGGCAUCCAGUCUGAGGCUACCAACGCUGAAGGCCAGGACAGUUCUGCUGCUGCUGCUGCUGGAGGAGGAGGAGGAGGGGACGCUGAAGAAGAAGCAAAAGACCGAGUGAGUGAGGUGCCGCGGCGUUCCGGUCUCUUCAGGAACAGCAAGCGCUCUCUGUCGCCGCUUCGCCGCCACAGCUGGGGUCCAGGGAAGAACAACGGAGGAGAAUCGGAGAUGAACCAGAGGAGCUCCAUCCGUAGCCCUGGUGAGGGGAAGCCGGCCUUUCACAGGAGAAGCUACAGCUUAGAAGGGCUCAGUGGGAUCCAGGAAGAGCUAAGGGGCUCCACCAUCCAGGAGCCCCGCGACCUGGAGCGCUCCAGGAUGCCCCGGCACAACAGCGACGACAGGGGCUCCCUGGUGUCUCUGACGGAAGAGCAGGAGGAGCGGGAGGAGGACAGCAGGCUGCAGGAACAGAAAUUGCGGCGGUAUCGGCCGCUGAGGAACAGCUGUCCCUCCAUGACCCUUCCACUCACCAAGUCUGUUUCCAUGGUCACCAUCAGCCAUAAAGACAGUGAUGCGGUGGGACGCCUGAGACGCAAGAGGCGCAUUUCCUUCUCUUUCAACCUGUCCCCCAUCCUCACCAAAUCUAAGACUCAGUUCAUUUACGGGGACUCUUCGUCAAGUGACGAUGAAGAGGAGGAGGCGGAUGACUCGAGCUUGAGGUUGUUUUCCCACCCCUCCGGGUCGGUAGCUUACAGUAUAUCGGAGGAAGAGCCGGGGCCUUUGCGGAGCGACAUGGAGGGCAGGAACACGACCAAAGUCAGCCGGACCUUCAGCUACCUCAAGAACAAGAUGUACAAAAAGACGCGGGAAAAAGACAGAGACAAAAGGGACAAAGACAAAGAAAGCAAGGAGAAGGACAAGAAGGCCGUGAACGGACACAUUUUCACGCCUGUCAGCUCAAACCAGUUCCUCCAGUGCUCCCAGUGCAAUAAAGCUUUUAAUGGCAAAGAGGCAUUCUGUUGUACAUACUGUAAUGCAUCCGUCCACAAGGGCUGCAGGGACAGCAUGCCUGUUUGUGCCAACGUGAAGAUGAAGUUGCCCAAACAGCAGUUUACAGUGCCAGAUUCCAGCGCACCAUGCUCUGUUCCUGGCGUCACAAUGAGGAACAAAGCUGGUGGGACGAGGGACCGUCCCAGGUCAGCCAUCUUGAGCCCCGAAGACAAUCUUCCCCUGAUGAUGCCAGGAUCACGGAGACACACCAGCAUCAUGACGUUCCCUGGAAACAAUCUGUCAAAGAGCCUCUCGAUUAGCAACAUCGCAGGCCCAUUUGAUGACAUACCCAUCAAAGGCCUGCGCUACCUUUCUCAGUCCACAGACUCACUCAACAGAACCAACCAGGUCACAGAAUCCAUGGAGUCGCUCACUGAUGAAGGUCAACACACACACAUGCACACACACACACCCUUUUUUCUCCCUUUCCAGUCUUUCCGAAAUAAACAAGCACAAUUAAGCCCAAAAUUUUGACAUAAACCAGAUUCAGGCGAGGGGUGCUGAAUGUUUGAACUGUACUUCAAAUUACCAUAUUUU
Poecilia latipinna (sailfin molly) is the source of this 5080-nucleotide messenger RNA. Its product is annotated as A-kinase anchor protein 13-like. The record is from RefSeq and is a predicted model, not a curated record. NCBI's taxonomy places the organism in Eukaryota, Metazoa, Chordata, Actinopteri, Cyprinodontiformes, Poeciliidae. Gene Ontology annotation, molecular function: MAP kinase scaffold activity. The coding region runs from base 146 to 5017 and encodes 1623 amino acids. The transcript has 23 exons. Gene Ontology annotation, cellular component: membrane; actin cytoskeleton. Gene Ontology annotation, biological process: positive regulation of canonical NF-kappaB signal transduction; adrenergic receptor signaling pathway; regulation of Rho protein signal transduction.